UUAUUUUUUAUUUAUAGAAUCUCGAUCCAACAAUCACUGCCGUUGCGGCUUUCAAGUUUUGAGUGUGGUUGGGGAUGGUCGAUGGUGGUAUCUAACUGGUGUGUGAUGAGAUGCACAGAAUCAUAGAUAGAUAAGGCUGUAAAACUAAGCUUGGCCAUUAAAAUGUAACUGCCGUCAAAAUCAUAAGAUGCUCUCAACAAACCACCACUCCCCUCAACCCCUCGGCCUCUCAUCCCCACACCAACCCUCAUCUCUUCCUCCCAACCACCUCCACUUCCACCUCCAUCGCCGCCACCUUCUCACCACCGUCUCCCUCACUUUCACAACCCCGCUGCUGCCCGUUCUAGACCCGCCAGCCACUGCGCGCGGCCUUUUCCAGAUGCCCCCUCCUCGCCUCACCAACCGGUAUUUUCUGGUGAGGGCAGGGGAGUCUGAGUUCGAGAGCAUGGGAGUGAUCAACACGAAUCCGGUGGCGAAGACCUCCGUGGACAGCGGCUUAUCGGAGAGAGGGAAGAAGCAGGCAGUAAGAGCAGCUUUGGACUUGAAAGAAAUGGGAGCUUGUGACAAGAGCUGUUGGAUAUGGCCAGCUAUAACUCAGAGAGCUUACCAGACUGCUGAGAUCAUUGCUUCUCUCAAUGCCGUUACUCGCAGUUUCAUAGUCCCAGAGUACAGCUUUCUGGAUGCUCGUGGAUUAGGUGCCUAUGAAGGAAAAAACCUGGAAUCCGUUUCAGAAUGGAAUGAUGUUAAUUCAAGUGUGGGAAUGCGGCAGAUAUAUGCAUCAGAUAGUGUAUCACCAAACAACAAACCUCCUCCAGUUGAUGAUGGAACACCAAAUGAGAGUGUUGCAGAUGUCUUUGUUCGUGUAACACAACUCAUGUCAAUUCUUGAAACUCAGUACUCUGGGGACACAGUUGUCAUAGUCUCGCCGGAUUCGGACAACUUGACAAUCCUUCAGGCUGGAUUGAUAGGACUUGAUCUUAGAAGGCACAGGGAUUUGUCUUUUGCACCUGGCGAAGUCCGAUUCGUCGACACAAACGACAUUCCUACUUACAAGCAGCCUGCAUCUGCUGUAUAUAAAUGUUUCAACCCACCAAAUUGUAACUAGCUGAGGAUAGGGAGAAAGUCACGUUGUAAUUCUGUAUAGUGUAUACUAUGUGCACAUUAAGCUAAUCCAUUAAAAGGCUUGAAGCUAUGUCAUCUCUGAAUUAUAUAAAGUGUUCAAAAACAA
This is a messenger RNA of Arachis duranensis, 1228 nucleotides long. RefSeq lists its product as uncharacterized. The transcript has 5 exons. The coding region runs from base 188 to 1105 and encodes 305 amino acids. The record is from RefSeq and is a predicted model, not a curated record. NCBI's taxonomy places the organism in Eukaryota, Viridiplantae, Streptophyta, Magnoliopsida, Fabales, Fabaceae.